Molecule: messenger RNA, 786 nt
Organism: Fusarium coffeatum
Lineage: Eukaryota; Fungi; Ascomycota; Sordariomycetes; Hypocreales; Nectriaceae
Exons: 2
Coding region: 1-786 (261 amino acids)
Molecular function (GO): RNA binding
Source: RefSeq, a predicted model, not a curated record
AUGACUUCCGACACUCCCAUUUCCACUGUCUAUGCUCAAAACCUCGAAGAGCGCGUCAAGCUUGAAUCGAUGGUAGAAGCCUUGAGAACGAUAUUCUCCGAGUUUGGUAAUGUUGUCGAUAUCGUCGCGAAGAAGAAUCUUCGAGCCAAAGGUCAGGCAUUUAUCGUCUUUGAUAAUCCUGAUAGCGCACGAGAUGCUAUUGAAGAAAUGGACGGUUUUGAACUCUACGACAAGCCCAUGAAACUUGCUUUCGCACGAUCACGAAGUGAUAAGACUGUGGAGCUCAUGGGCAGUCAGGAAGAGCUUGAAAGUCAUAAGCGCCACCGACAAGCUGAGAAGGGUUCGUCGUCUCCUACAUUCCAAUGGUACUAUAUCGCUGAUUCAUGUUUCGUAGACAAACGCAAGGCUGCCGAAGCCGCGGAGGAACAGAGGCAAAUCAACAAACGAUCGUCUGGCGCUGCGACAGAUAGCCGGCCCGCGAAGGCUGCGAAAUCCUCUGGUCUCAAAUCUACCAGUGCCGCGGCAUCGAACAGCGUUCUCGACGAAUUCCUCCCCCCCAACAAAAUCCUAUUCGUUCAGAACUUCCCCGAAGAGUACGACAUCGAGGCUUUGACCAGCGUAUUCGGGCGUUUCGAUGGCUUCCGAGAGGUCAGACUGGUUCCUGGUCGUCGUGGCAUCGCAUUUGUAGAGUACGAAGCGGAACAGGGAGCCAUAACUGCGAGGGAGAAUACCUCUGGACUGCAAUUGGGUGACAAACCUAUCAAGGUCACAUAUCAGCGGCAGUAG